This is a messenger RNA of Microthlaspi erraticum, 495 nucleotides long. Lineage: Eukaryota; Viridiplantae; Streptophyta; Magnoliopsida; Brassicales; Brassicaceae. The record is from the annotation of a GenBank genome assembly.
AUGACUAGGAGGUCCAACAAGGACAACCUAGUUGAACAUCCAGAGAUAGACAAGCUUGAGAAGCAACUUAGGAAGCAAAAAGCCCAAGAGAUGGCCGACGAAGCAGCUCGCGCUCACGCCGCUGAAGUGGCGCGCGCUCAAGAAGAAGGAAGAGAUCCACCUCCUCCUCCUCCUAAUCCUGCUGGAGAUGUGAAUGCACAACCUCAAGCUGGAGCACCUACAAUCGGAGACUAUGACUCUGCCGAUGCUUUCUUCAUGGAUAGAAACCCUAUCCAUCCACCACUUCCUGCAAGGAAUGACUAUGAGAUCAAGCCUCAGAUCAUUGCAUUGGUUAGACAGAACCAAUUCAAUGGCCUUCCAGCUGAGCAUCCUCUUGAUCACAUAGAAAACUUUGAAGAAAUUUGCAGCACUACAAGAUCCAAUGGAGUCUCUGCUGACUACUUAAGUGCAAGCUCUUUUCAUUCUCUCUUGGCGACAAAGCUUCAAGAUGGUUGA